Messenger RNA from Auanema sp. JU1783, 513 nucleotides. The record is from the annotation of a GenBank genome assembly. Lineage: Eukaryota; Metazoa; Nematoda; Chromadorea; Rhabditida; Rhabditidae.
AUGUUGCAACUCUACAUUUUUUGGUCUUUAUGCCUAAUUUCUCCAAUUUGGGCUGCUACAUGCACGCGAGUUCAGGCUUGCUCUGCUCAGCUCAAAACUUUCCCGACUUUCGAAGAGGAUGGCUCCGGCUAUGGUUCUGGAAUGAUCCCAUUAUACGAUGAAGUGUUUGAAACAGUGCCUUUCGAUUUCAGCCAAACACCAUAUGUCGAUAAUUUCGAACUUUGCGAAUGUGCUGGAAAUGCCACAUGCGACUCCUCGAUCGAAUCGAGAAACAUGAAAUUAGAUGAAACAACUCAGCUCACAUUCUGUGAAGAUGUGAGCAAGCAGAUAGCCUUACCUUGUUCCGGCCGACGAGGAGUGAUUCGGGUGAUUGGUCCAGCAGAAAGCAGCGGAAUAGCCGUAGCAUCCAUCUCUUCCACUUUGGUAUUCUGCAAUUGUCCGCUCGGAUAUCGGAGGAUGCCGGCUACUAGUUGGGGUGGCGAGCAGCUAUCUGUCGAAUACAAAUGUAAUUAA